Molecule: messenger RNA, 2518 nt
Organism: Saccostrea echinata
Lineage: Eukaryota; Metazoa; Mollusca; Bivalvia; Ostreida; Ostreidae
Product: peroxisomal membrane protein PEX13-like
Exons: 4
Coding region: 36-1415 (459 amino acids)
Biological process (GO): protein import into peroxisome matrix, docking
Cellular component (GO): peroxisome; peroxisomal membrane; peroxisomal importomer complex
Molecular function (GO): protein binding
Source: RefSeq, a predicted model, not a curated record
ACGAAACAUUUUAUGAACGAGUUAAUAAAAAAUUCAUGGCUGCUCCUCCGAAACCAUGGGAAAGAGCAGGGAUAAACUAUCAGAAUUCUGGGAGUUUGCCUGUAAAUGAAAUGUCAGGAAUACCUGUAGGAACUACAGAUGGUGUGCCCCCAUGUUGUGCCCCAAAUGCUUCCGCUGGUGCAGGGGGAAGAGCUCCUCCUCCCUUACCCUCACGUCCAGCACAGAGCACCAUGGGUAGCCGUUUCUCCUCACCUUAUGGUGGAUAUAGUGGUCUCUCUCCCUACAGUAGCUUUGGCAUGAGUGGAUAUGGAGGAUACAGUCCAUACAGUAGCUAUGGAUCAUCAUAUGGUUAUGGAUAUGGUGGUAUAGGCGGAUACAAUAGAAUGGGCUAUGGUGAUGAUUAUGGACAAAAUAGCUUAGCAAGACUGGCGGAGGAAAGUUCCAGGCCUGCCUUCCAGUCCAUUGAGAGUAUUGUCAAUGCCUUCACCUCUGUUAGUAUGAUGCUGGAUUCCACCUUUCAGGCCAUGUACAACUCAUUCCGAGCUGUUGUGGGGGUAGCUGACAAUUUCACUCGUCUGAAGUCUCAGAUCGGUCAAGUACUGUCAGCUUUUGCUGUAUUUCGGUUCUUGAAGUAUUUAUAUCGUAAGUUGUUGGUGCUCCUAAGAUUGCGACCUCAAGGAUAUGCAGAGGAAGCUUGGGCUAAGGCUUCUGAUGUGUUGAGUCAGCUUCCAGAGGAAGGAGGAGCUCCCAAAAAGAGCACCUGGCCCAUCAUGCUGUUCUUUGGAGUCAUUAUGGGAGGGCCGUGGCUCAUUUGGAGGAUGAUAUCCAGCUUAAGUGGACCUUCUGUAAAAGCCUGGGCUUCUGGUGAAGAUGACCACUUUGUGGCCAGAGCAGAGUUUGACUUCAAUGGAAGUGGUGAGGAGGAACUUUCAUUUACAGCAGGGCAGCUCAUCAAAGUAGCCCCUAAAGAAAUUCAACCAAGAAUGAGAGGUUGGCUCUUGGCAUCAGUAGAUGGACAGAAAGUGGGAAUCAUUCCUGCAAAUUAUGUCAAAGUUUUGGGGAAAAAGAGGGGCACAAAAAAUCAAACACAGUCUGUCCCAUCAAAUCGAACUGUUCCCCCGCCCACAGCAGUGACCAGUGCCUCCACCCCAGAUCUGUUGUCAGGAACAAGCACCUGUUGUAAAAAGUCAUGUGAUCAGUCAGCGAAUUUAGAAAAAGUACAGAUAAAACCAGCGGCAAGUGCUCCAUGUAUGGAUAGUGUUAAUUCUUUAGAAAUGGAAAACAAUACUUCAUUUGCUAAUUUAGAGGAUGCUUUUUCAAAUGAUUCAAAUUCAGAAAGCAAAUCCAACAGUGAACCAGAGAAUAUGAAUGCCAAGGAUAUUUUGGAGGCCACUGACAAUAACGUAAUAAGUUAAACUUGAUGUGUUACAUAUUGAUUUUUAUUUCCAGACCUUAAAAAUAGAGAUGUAUUAAAUUGGUGAUAAUUUUACAUUUGUUUUUAUUUUAAUUUAUGCUGCAGAUAAUUAUGUACAAUGUACAUUGUAUUUAUGAGAAUGGCUUAAAUUAUAAUUGAUAACAUAAAUGCAGAAUGUAUUUGUUUAUACUUAUACGUUAAUCAGCAAUGUUAUUAAAUAGAUGAUGUAUAUAAAUAAACAAUCUAAUUAAAAUUCGACGUUCUGAAUCUCUACCACUUCUCAAACAUCUAAUAACAUCCCAUACAGGGUCAGCACAACUUUUCAGUUUUAAAUAAACAUGAAAAUUUUGAUCAAUCAGAUUCAAACUUCAGUGUACAUGUCCUACUCUAAAAAUAGAUCCACAGUGACAUCUAUACAUUUCUGAUGCUCAGUAGUGUGUCUUGCUGAUUGUGGUAUAAAUUGAAAUGUAUAGCCCAUCUAUUCACCAUUCUUUCUUGAAUAAUACAAACAAAAAUGCAUAAACUAUACAAGAUAUCCUGCACAUGACAUUUAGUUUUGUUUACUAUGAAACUCCUCAGGCUUUUAGAUUUGGCUGUGAAAAAGAAACACAUCUAAACUAUAAGCCAAGAUUGGGGCAGCAGUGAUUUUCAUUGGCUAAUUGAAGGUCACUCUAACAUGACCCUGAAUGUAAUGUUAUUAGAUGCUGGAGAAGUGGUAGCAGAUUCGGAUCACCUAAUUUUAAUUAGAUUGACAAAUAAAACAAAUACAGUCAAACUUGAUGAUCUCAAACUCGAUGAACUGAGAAAAAAACGGAGAUAUCCGAGGAUUAGUGAUAUCCAGGGUAAAAUACUUAAAGAAUACUGAAUAAGGGUUGGGACUUCCAGAUCACUUCGGUAUAUCCAUUUUAUUGGAGAUGCUGAAGUUUAACUGUAUUGGAAAAUGACAAACAUCCCUUGUUGUCUUUAGUAAUUAAGUUACAGUGUAAUAAUUCCAUACAAUUGACAUCCAUCCAAUUUAUGAAGUCAUUACGUGUAAUUCUGAUUUCUUGUUGAGUUAUACAUUGUAUGUUCAAUAAACAAGGAAAGUUGUGUUGCCUAUUUAAA